UGUGCAGGUGUGGCAGGACAAGGUUAGAAUCCACAAUUUGUGAGCCCAAUGUUCUGAGCUUGUCCCUCCAUUUGAUUGUCCUGACUUCCAGUGGGAUGUACAGCAGAAAUUUUACAAAACCUCAGGGGAAAUGCACGUCUGUUUCUAAUGGAAAUGGCAGGAGGUGAGGUGCAAUAGGCUGCAUCCCUGAUGUAAGCAAAGGAGCAGAUCUGCAACAGCUCUGCCAGUGGUGACUCUAAUUUGCCUCUGAGUGCAAAUGGGCUGCAUACAGACAGCAAGAUGGGAAAUCCUACUACUCUCCAAGAAGUCUUCUCCAGGAUUGUGCAGGAUGCGACUUCAGACCAUUUUUCCGUGCUGGGAACUUUGUUAACAUCUUUUGGGACACAGGUCCCCAUGCACCCAUCUAGGCUGCACCAGCACAAAAUUAGACCAACACAGCUGCAAGUGGGAGUGAUUGAGAGCGCCCGUGGUUAUUCUCAGGGACUAGCAUGUACGAGCAGUAAUUCCUCUCUGCUGAAGCCCAGGGGACUCACACAAGCUUUCUUCGGGCUUGUGCAGCUGACUGCAAGGACCUGUGGCCAACACGCUGCUGCAGGACCCACAGGGACACCCAUCUGCUGGUACCGGUGUGUCCUGACUGCUGACCCCACGCUGUCUCCCCUGGCUGAUGGCAGAGAUGUUGCUGGUUGCACAGGAAUGUGGAGAGCUGCCAGUGCUGGGUCCUGUUCCAGGUUUCAAGAAAGGAGUGUGCCGUGCCUCUUACAGGCUGUUCCUCAUCUGCUUAUCCCCUCCGAGUUGAAGAUUUUUCCCCAGAAGGCCUCUCCAAGCUCCCAACAGCCUUUCAUGGUGGAGACACCAGCUAGACCCAUGGAGGAGCUGCCACCAGCACUGACCCCAGGAUGGCUGCAGCAGACCGUGCUGGGAGAGAUCCUCAGAAAUGGAGAGUGA
This is a messenger RNA of Ficedula albicollis (Collared flycatcher), 948 nucleotides long. RefSeq lists its product as uncharacterized. NCBI's taxonomy places the organism in Eukaryota, Metazoa, Chordata, Aves, Passeriformes, Muscicapidae. The record is from RefSeq and is a predicted model, not a curated record. The coding region runs from base 280 to 948 and encodes 222 amino acids. The transcript is spliced from 5 exons.